This is a messenger RNA of Gavia stellata (red-throated loon), 1760 nucleotides long. It is a transcript of the gene R3HDM4, whose product is annotated as R3H domain containing 4. Gene Ontology annotation, molecular function: nucleic acid binding. The record is from RefSeq and is a predicted model, not a curated record. The transcript is spliced from 3 exons. Lineage: Eukaryota; Metazoa; Chordata; Aves; Gaviiformes; Gaviidae. Bases 185 to 1021 code for a protein of 278 amino acids.
GCCCCUGUGCCGUGCUGCCUGCCCAGACACUUGCUCUCCUGGGCCUCAGGGGUGCCUGGCUCCCUGCUCCCUCUUCUCAAUGGUGCUGUUUUCCUGCUCUGUUUGUUUUCCUUGCUCUAAUUAGAGUCUCUAAAAGCAGCCUUGGCUCCUCCUGCCCGCUGGCUUCUGCUCAAUUUGUUCUCAAAUGAGACUCGCUUCUGCUGCUUGUCUCUGGGGUCACGGUGCUCCGGAGAGCUGCAUCAAGCUGAUCUUUGCCCGUUGGGAGGAAAGAUGCGAGGCACGAGGCUUUCCUGGCUGCCGCCACUCUGAACAUGAGGGACGAUGCCAGCCCUUGGCACGCAAAGUACGGAGUUGGCAGGGGACGGAUUCUUCCCCGCUGCAGGGGCUGGAGAGGGGAGUUGUCUCCUUCCCUUGUGCCUUCCUGACGUCUCACAUCCAGAUGACUUGCCUGGGAGCUGCUGGCGGUAACUCCUCUGGAGUCAGAGGCCCCGUCGUGCUGCGGCUGUGCGGACGUGGCAGGGGAAGGCGGUUGUGGUCACAAAGUGCCUGUGGCUCUGCCUGGCCCUGGCUGGGCAGCAGCUCCUCAAAGGCACAACGCGGGUGCUGCGAGGGGUGCAGAGCUGUGUGGGGCAGGUGGCUUUGCCCGCGUUGGGGUACACCUGGCCAGCGCUGGCUCCCCUCACCCGGCUCCUUGCUCUCCCCUGUUGCCGCAGGGUCUGAGCAGGGUCCGGCCACCGCUGCCCUCCUUGCUGACAGCUGCUGCCUCUCCUUGCAGGGGACGCUGGAGGGCCUGGAGGAGGAGCUUCUGGCCUUCUUCUCCGUCACCCCUCAUUCCGUCUACACGGCGCUGAUGGACAACAGCUUCGAGCGACUCCUGCUCCAUGCGCUCUGCCAGUACAUGGACCUUGUCUCUGCCAGUUCGGACAUCGAAGGGAAACGUCAAAUGAAAGUGAGCAACAAACAUCGCGUCUUCCUGCCCCCUGAGCUCCUGCUCUCAGACUACCUGGGGCAGAUGAGCUGAUACCCCGAGGGACACCCUGCCCCUCGCUUGGUGCGCUGAAGGCUUCCUUCAUCUGCUCCUGGCCUCUCCCAGCCCCGCCGUCCCCUCAGCCGCUGCCCGCCUCUCCCCCUGCAGAGUGGGACGCGGUGCAGACCAGCCCCUCCCUCGCACCCUCCUUGAGGGGCUCAUCCCUUCCCGUCCUCCAAGAGCAGAUGCUUGAGGGUGCUGAGCUGGGGGCUCACGGAGCAGUGCCGCACUCCCCGUGGGAUGCCGGGACUCACGCCUGCGGGGCGGCAGGCAGCGUGGCCCUGCCAGAUAUCGCCGCGCUCCAGGCAGGAGGCGUGGGCCAAGCAGGUGCCUAUCUGUCAUGCUUGCCCUGUUCCCUGGGUUGCAGUGCUGCUUCCCGGCCCGAGCCGCUCUCCCUGGAACUGUUUGUGUGUCUAUUUAUAGCCCAGGUGCUUUUAAAAAUAAUCGGGCUGGGCCAAACCCACCUCUCUGGCACUGACGCUCGUGGGGUGAUUUCAGUCCAGAUUUUUCUGUGGUGAAACAGCUCCUUGCGGCUGCUGAGCAAACGCUGAGCCAGCGGAAGAGCCUGGGGGCUGUCGCGUUCCCAGGCUUUGUCCAGCGCCCGCAGCUCUGCGCCCGUGAGGGCGUGUUUCGCGGUGGGAGCUCCUCACUCCGAGCCCCCAGGUGCUGUCACCCCGCUGGUGUUUCGGCUGUUCCCCACCUUGCGCACCAGCCUGCAGCGUGCAGUCCUGCC